Molecule: messenger RNA, 2868 nt
Organism: Cordyceps fumosorosea ARSEF 2679
Lineage: Eukaryota; Fungi; Ascomycota; Sordariomycetes; Hypocreales; Cordycipitaceae
Product: vacuolar protein sorting protein
Exons: 7
Coding region: 1-2868 (955 amino acids)
Biological process (GO): organelle fusion; vesicle-mediated transport; endosome organization
Cellular component (GO): endosome; HOPS complex
Molecular function (GO): protein-macromolecule adaptor activity; protein binding
Source: RefSeq, a predicted model, not a curated record
AUGGCCAUCUCGCAAUCUAUCGGCCGCUGCUCUCAGCUCAUUCGCGCACCCGCUAACGCUGCGCAGUGGAAGUCGUUUGACUUCUUCGACGUCUCUCAGGUGGCCGCUCCCGAAGCCGAGGCUGCCCAACUAUUCGAAAGCAACGAUGUUUCAAGCGUAUGCGCUGGCUCGGACAGCUUGUUCUUGGGAUCGGGCGAUGGAUCUGUCAGCAUUGUCGGCAAGAACUGGAAGGUGGUGAACAAAUUCCAGGCGCACGAGGCGGGACAAGUAACGCACAUGCGACAAGUUGAGGGAACCAGCAUACUUGUCACGGUUGCGGAAGACUUGAGCAGCGAACCGGUUCUGAAAGCUUGGGCACUUGAUAAGCUCGUCAAGAAGACAAACGUACCGACGUGUCUAAGUACAAUCACGAUCAGCAAUGGCAGGCGACAGUUCCCGAUCUCCGCCUUUGCUACCCUCGACGAUCUCUCUCAAAUUGCUGUCGGCUUUGCGAAUGGUACCGUCACGGUCAUUCGCGGCGAUUUGAUCCACGAUCUCGGAACGAAACAACGAAUAGUAUACGAAUCGGAAGAACCGGUCACCGGCGUGCAGCUAAUGGAAGACGAAAAGAUCACAACCCUCUUUGUGUCGACGACGUCCAGGAUACUGAAGCUUGGCUUGUCAAAGAGAGGCCAGGGACUUCCACCAAAAACGGUCGAAGACAGUGGUUGUGCUGUUGGAUGCAUGACUCUGGACCCUGUCACAGGUGACAUUGUCGUGGCAAGAGAGGAUGCCAUCUACACCUACAAAUUGGAUGGGCGUGGCCCCCCAAAGGCAUAUGAAUCACCGAAGAAGAUGAUUGCUGUACACCAGGAUUACAUGGCACUGGCUUGCCCACCGGUCACUAGCAAUGAGCCAGAUUCUAUACGUCGCCGCUUCACGAACGGGGCGGAUGGGCUAUUCGAUUCGUCUACUUUCGUGCUGCUCGAGCCAGAUCUACGCAUCAUCGCCCACACAGAGACUCUUAUUUCGCCUGUCAAGUUCAUCUUUGAGGUCUGGGGCGAUAUCUUUACGGUAACAGAGCAAGGAAAGGUCUACCGGUACCACGAAAAGUCAGUCCAGCAACGCUUGGAUAUGAUAUAUCAACGAAACAUGUUUCCACUAGCUUUGGAGCUCGCACGAAACUCUGGAAUGGAUAGCAAGGAACAGAGCGUUAUUUAUCGCAAGUUUGGCGAUCAUUUAUACCAAAAAGCCGACUAUGAUGGCUCCAUGGUACAGUAUAUUCGGGCAAUCGACACCACUGAACCUUCGCAGGUCAUUAGAAAGCUUAAAGACAAAGAGAAACUGGAAAAGUUUAUCGAAUCUCCUGGCGACCUGAAAUUCGAUCUUGACACAGCAAUCUCGAUGUGCAGACAAGGAGGCUACUACGAGCAAGCAGCUUACUUGGCAAAGAAGCACGGCGAAACAGAACUGGUGGUCGACAUUCUGAUUGAAGAUUCAAAAAAUCACGCCGCGGCGCUCGAAUGUAUUUGGCAUCAAGAUCCAGAAAUUGCGUACCCUUGCUUGCGAAAGUAUGCUCGAGUUCUCAUUGAGCAUUGUCCGAAGCCAGCGACCAAACUGUUUAGCGACUAUUAUACUGGUCGAUACAGGCCGAAGCGAACGCCCGUCGCCGUGGUUGAAAGUGCUGGUCACUCGUCGAACGCAUUCACCUCUGGCGCUGCCAGUGCUGUACAAAAUCUUUCAAAUCUCUUCACUCUGCCAUACAUCAGUCCUGCUUCAGCAACGGGCACACCGGCUGGUGCGAGACCAGCCGUGGAAGGUCUGCCCCCUAACGAAGAUGACUUUCCGCCUCCCAAAUACACGCCACCCGAGCCAAGAACGGCAUUCUCGUCGUUCAUCGAUCAUCCCGACGAGUUUAUCGUGUUUUUGGAAGCUUGUUUGGAGGAGAAAAAUAUUCAAACGUCGGACCAAACAGAUUUAUAUACAACCUUGUUCGAAAUGUAUCUGUAUAAGGCUGGUGAGAAGAAGGGCCUGCACAGAGAAGAGUGGGAAGCAAAGGCAAAAAAGCUGAUCGAGGGCGAGCAUGUCCCCAUGGAAAGCUCUAAUGUCUUGUUGCUAUCGCACUUGUCUAAUUUCAAGGACGGCGCUGUGUUGGUCAAAGAGCAGGCUGGAUUGUUGUCGGACAUAUUCCGGUCCUAUACCUCGGCGCGAGACACUCAAGGAGCGAUGAAAGCACUGCGAAAGUAUGGCCCUGAGGAACCUCAGUUGUAUCCCGCUGCCUUGGCAUACUUGACUUCGGAUCCGAAAAUUCUGGAAGAAGCAGGGCAAGACGAACUUGCGGGCAUCCUGGCUAAGAUUGACAAAGAUGGCUUGAUGGCCCCCUUGCAAGUUAUCCAGACAUUGGUUGGCCAGUCUGCCGGUGGUGGCUUUGCGACAAUGGGGAUGAUCAAGCCAUAUCUGCAGGAAACAAUCACUCGGGAGCGAAAACAGAUCUCGAGCAACCGUCACAGAAUCAGAACACUGCGGACUGACACAGAAAAACGACGCGCCGAGAUCGAAGAGCUGAACUCGAAACCUGCCAUAUUCCAGGCUACUCGAUGUACGGAAUGUGGCCAGGGGUUGGAUUUGCCAACCGUCCACUUUCUAUGCAAGCACAGUUUCCACGAAAGAUGCUUGCGGAGUGGUACAGAAGAAGGCGCCGAAUGCCCCAAGUGUGCGACUGGUAAUGAUAUGAUUCGCAAGAUUCGACGAGGCCAACAGGAAGAGGUGGAUAAACACGACCUCUUUAAGUCUGCUUUGGAGAGGAGCGAGGAUAAAUUUGGCACUAUUGCAGAGUGGUACUCACAUGGGGUGAUGGACGCGUCUCAAAAUGCAGAGCAUGCUCCGUAA